CUGUAAUUGUUUGGAAGUGAUAAACACGGAUCCAAAUUCGAUGGUACGCCAUUUUUCUUGUAUCCUUUGCCUGUAUUAAAUGUGCAGCAUGUUGAUCAGAAGUGACCUAGCCAGACGUAUCUCCCUCACCUUCGUAUUGGUAAUGUCGACACUUGUCAUGUCAUGCAAUGGUUCUGGAUCGAUCAGCAUGGACGUGACGCCAGAACAAGCCACUAUCUCAGACGGGCAGGCUCCAGUAACUCUCCAGUGUACGCUCAACGAUGCUGACCCUACCGAGUACAAGAUUGAGUGGAGCCACUCUUUUCAAGGAGGCCGGGAAACUUUACAGAGCAACAGAACUGCCUACAGGGACAUCGUGUCAGGGGCGCUCACGUCCUCAUUGAUUCUGUCCGAACCAGGCCCGAUGUUCGUCAUCAGUUUGUACGUCUGUGAGGCGCACUCUCUCGGACGAGGCGGCAACCUAGUUACCUUCAAACAAUCUUUGGUUUCUCAAAAGAUAUAUGGGAGAAGAUUGGAAUGCAUCAAGUCUGGUCGUGCAGGAAGAGUCAUCCACUUGUUCCAAGAUGGCCCCCACGUUGAUAUUUCAUGUAAGAUUCCUCGAAGACCGAUCGUUGUGCUCAGAUGGAAAGCCCUACACAGAAGAAAUGACAAUGUCGGAGAUUUAUUUGGUUUUAUUCGUGGCGAUAAUGGUGUACAUCGAUACAUCAAUUCAUCUCUAAGAUGGGAUCCUCGAUUAAACGGGUUGAUUCUUUAUUGCCAAGCCCUGUCAUACCGCGCAACGGCAGCUGAGGUCGAGCCUUGCAUCGUUGGGCUUAUCAAGGUAGUGCAAUCACCGAGGAUCGUCCCAGAAUCUACCAGCAUCAGUGUAGGUCUGGUUAAUGAAGCCGAAUUUUGGUGUGAUGUGAGAGGGCUUUCGCGCCAGGCCUGUACCUUCCUGUGGACCUGUAAGCCCAUGAUAGCUGGUUGCCAUCCAAAUGGCGAUGAUGGGACUCUCUUUGUGGGUGUUGACGCAACUACUCAGAUUCCUUCGAAUGGUGAGGUUACAAUUACUUGUGAAAUCCAGUGCUCCCCCGACAUUACCGGUGAAGCCAAUGCAACUCUGAUUUUCCAGAACUGGUCUUCAGUCUCUCCUGCAAAUAACCGCCAGUUAGUGUCAGGUUUGGUGGAUGGCAUUGACUUUGAGGCGACACUUGAACUACACUCUGGCCUAGGAGAUGGAGCCACCCUGAAAUGCGCCGUGAAUAUGACGGGGUAUCAGCCAACUUUCUCAUGGUACGUCGAUGGUCAGAGAGUCGGAUUACUGGAAAACAUGACGUUCGACGGAGAGACGAAUUCUUACUACCGACUUGAAAGAUCAUUCAGUGUUGUAAUGUGCGAAGUUUUAAUAGGUGACACCAUUGCAAGGGUGUGGGACACUUUCACACAUCUGUUUUCAAGUGUCCACUCCACAUCAGUGCCCACCUCAACCGUGUCGACUGGAACUCUGAUCACAUUUGAAGAGAUUUCAAUCAGAGACAGCUCGAUCGGCAGUUAUUCCACUUACCAAUUAUCUAUUAAUCCAACAAUACCUUCAGAAGCAAGGCUUUUUCAAGGAAACUCUCGGAUAUUAGCAAUAUUCGUCAUAAUCUGUGGUUCCACCGCGCUGAUAUUUUUCCUAUGGAUGGCUGUCAGUAGAUUAACCAGACACAGUAGUUCAAGGAAGCCAAGAGAAUGCACAAAGACCAAAAUAUUCAGAACGAAACAGCGACGCCAAGAAGAUGACGGUUACCUAACACCGGAACCUAUUAGAGACCAUAGAGGCGUUUCUCUUGAGCCACUAGGCAUCGUGGGUGAAUAUGCCUAUCCUGCUUUCGAGGGGAGGAAUCCAAGUGAUUUUCAAAAUGGUCCGGAUGUGGAUCCAAUGGAUUUCCUAAACGAAGCCCAAUACGAAGAUAUUCCCUGUGAAGGCAUUGAUUCACAAUUGCAUCAAUACCAGACAGUUUCCCAAGAUUAUGCUUACGCAACUCACAAUCCUUCACCAGAAUCACAGUCAGCAUCGUCGCUCUCAUCGGCACCGUCUUCCAGUCCACCCCUUGUUCACGAAUACCAUAUCGGGCAUUGUUUCUUUCCACAAGACGAUGCAAUAUCCAGUGAGAAGCCUCAACGAAUAUACCAUGACAACCAACCUGGUAAUCAACUCGUUAACCAACUCGACAACCUUCGUACCGUCGUACUUAAAAAGCAACUUGACAAUGCAGUAGACAACAGUAUUCACCUGGAACUUGACCACCGCCUCGAUAACGUGAUGUUUGUCAAAUAUUAUAAUCUACUUGACAACCAACUUGACAAUGUACUCGUCAACCAACACGACAACUUACUUGACAAUCAACUCACCAAUCUACUUGACAACAAACACGACAACCUACUUGACAUGACAACAAUCUACUCGUCAACCAACAUGGCAACCAACACGACAACCUACUUGACAACCAACACGACAGCCUACAUAAAAACGAACACAACCUACUUGACGAUCAACUCGACAACCUACUUGACAACCAACACAACAAUCAACUCGACAACCAACACGACAAUCAACACCACAACCUACUUGACAACCAACACGACAAUCAACUCGACAACCUACUUGACAACCAACACAACAAUCAACUCGACAACCUACUUGACAAUCAACACGACAAUCAACUCGACAACCUACUUGACAAUCAACACGACAACCUACUUGACAACCAACACGACAAUCAACACCACAACCUACUUGACAACCAACACGACAAUCAACACGACAACCUACUUGACAACCAACACAACAAUCAACUCGACAACGAACACGACAAUCAACACCACAACCUACUUGACAACCAACACGACAAUCAACUCGACAACCUACUUGACAACCAACACAACAAUCAACUCGACAACCAACACGACAAUCAACACGACAACCUACUUGACAGGGUUGGCGAUUUUUUGA
Lytechinus variegatus (green sea urchin) is the source of this 2974-nucleotide messenger RNA. RefSeq lists its product as uncharacterized. NCBI's taxonomy places the organism in Eukaryota, Metazoa, Echinodermata, Echinoidea, Temnopleuroida, Toxopneustidae. The transcript is spliced from 3 exons. The record is from RefSeq and is a predicted model, not a curated record. The coding region runs from base 80 to 2974 and encodes 964 amino acids.